AUGGAUCCCCAUGCAUGUACAUCUCUUUCCCACUCGGUGGGUGGUAAUGUGCGAAAUGACAGUGUUGUCAUUACCAACCCUAUUCCAGCCUUGAAUAGCAUUGAUGGUUCCAGUAAUGGAGGAAUUGUCCCCGUCAUUACCAAUGCUCUGCCUAAAGGGACUCUAAAUGAUCCGCUCUCCACAACUACUUAUGACUUAGUUGUGGAAACUCCUCAGUACCAGGAAAAGUCAGUGAAAAUUGCUGGUUCUUGGAGUCAAGUUGUUAAACAUGGCAAGGAUGCUGCUCAGCAAUCACAAAUUGGAAACUGCCCUAGAAUGAAUUUCAACAACACAGGAAUUCCUAAGGAAGUUUUGCAGCAUAAAUCUAAAGGAGAUAAAGGAAAGGAAAUAAGUGAAAUAUCUGCGUUGAAUGAGUCAAGUUUGAUGAAAGAGCAAACUGAAACUCUAAAUAACCUCCAACUUGCUGAAUGCUCUGGUUCUCCAUCUUCUUUUGCUAUCCCAGCUAAUGGAACCCUGUCUACCAUUCUAUAA
Molecule: messenger RNA, 531 nt
Organism: Ilex paraguariensis (yerba mate)
Lineage: Eukaryota; Viridiplantae; Streptophyta; Magnoliopsida; Aquifoliales; Aquifoliaceae
Source: the annotation of a GenBank genome assembly